GAAUACAGUACGAGAACAACGAUUGGCAGGAGUGGAUCGCCGACCGCGCCACCAUGCCGCACACCUACGAGUCAUUGCACGCAGACGACUGCGGAGAUCAGACUCGCCAGGACCGAGCAGGCCAGAAUCGGUACCUACGCAGAGCCCCCAAACGACGUGCAGGACCCGCACGAGGAGUGA
This is a messenger RNA of Prorocentrum cordatum, 180 nucleotides long. The record is from the annotation of a GenBank genome assembly. NCBI's taxonomy places the organism in Eukaryota, Dinophyceae, Prorocentrales, Prorocentraceae.